CUGUUUCAAACCUGGUCCAUAACCCUGUUAUUUAGAUAAAAGAAUCUACUUCGAUUGUCGAUCAGUGAAAACCGGCAAUCCAGGCCUGGGCAAAGAAUUUAUGAACGAAGUGCAAAAGUAUAACACACUUAUCAUCAAAUCCACUUCUUACGAGUAAGUCAUGAAACAUUACGGGAUGUAACUGCUGUACGAAAAACCAGGGCCAGGUGAACCACAGAUCGGUUGUUGGACCACGGACAACAACUGCCUUUGUAGGGUCGGGACGUUGAGGCGGCAAUAAUAGGCCUAUAGUUGUAAGUAUAAACUGGAACUGGAUGCGCGCCUAACACCAAAACGGCAACACCAAAUGGCUGUCGGGAUUAUCUGCAGAUCUUUCGUUGCCGCACUGACGCUGGCCAGCGCCUAUGUCGCUGCAACACCGGACGUAUCAUGCUUUGACAGUUUGACAUCAGUCAGUCCCUCUCCGGCGCAGAUAUGGUUGAAGCAGUAUUCGCAGGAUGAAUGCAAAGUCGCUUGUCGUUACGCACUGGAGCUGUAUGAUUUUCGCUGCUCGUUCAUUGGAUACUACGCCGGCACACUGGACUGUGUCCUCUAUGGAAACGAAAGUGUCACCGUCACACAUGCCAAACGAUGGACGUCAACGGCUUUGCCAUCGGGAACCGCAACGCUCUUCAGGAGUUCUUGCGAAAAACCAAACUAUCAGUGCUUGGAUCAGACCAAUAAUUGUGCAUACCAGAAGACCGGUUUGUGCCAAAGUAAAGGCAUUGUAACCAACAAAUCGACCACCGUCAGCGGCAAGACUUGCCAAUCGUGGAGCAACAGUCGAUUUCCCGAAGUGGGUACCCAUAAUUUCUGCGCUAAUCCAGAUGGCUCAGAUGGUCCGUGGUGUUACACCACAGACACGAGUGAAAGAUGGGGCUACUGUUACCCAGAUUGUCCAACGGACAAGCUAACCUGUGUGAGUGAGGGCGACCAGUGCGCCAAAGCCGGUAGUCCUAUUUGUCAAUUGAAUAAGUACACCGGUACGAAGACGACAACAUUUAGCGGAUUGCCCUGCAAGAACUGGUCGCUAACUAAAUACUCUGCGGAGGGAAUCAUAACAACUGCCGAAAUCCCAGCGGAGACGAUGCGCCAUGGUGUUAUACCGAAACAAGUUGGGAGUACUGCUUUGCUCGAUGUGACGCUCAGCAGUGCCCCACGGCGCCUCCGAAUCCGGCCCUGACUAUAAUUAAAACAAAAAAGUGGCAGGAUGGUCAACUGGACGUUAAUAACCUUUUCCCUGACGAUUACACCAGCCCCCUCAACAUUAGCGUUACUGUGCAACAGUCGGGACAGACCUUUACACUGACCAUCAAUAACUGGUCACCCCGGGCUUUAACCGAGCUGCGUUGCCGAAUUCUCUUCAGGACAACCGAAAAAGCGCCCAUCGACGUCAUUGUUCCGGGUCCGAUCAACGACUGGACCGUGUAUCAGUAUCAGACGGCUAUUCCGGGUUUGACGAGCGUUGCGGAUAUCGAUACCGUAAAGGUUAUUUUUCCAUUUCCAUGGUAUUCGAUCGUACUGAUCGGCUACGGUCGACAGGCUACCGAUGACCCGAAAUUUCUCAGUGUAACAGCAAAAGAAAAGCAAGUUUUCGCCCGACUCGUUUCGGACUUUCGGAUACUGUUCCACCUGCCGAAAUACCGUUUGUGGAUGUUGGGCUAUCGGAUGACGCAAAGCGACCCCGUUCGGCAUGGACGACUGUCCGAUUACGACCGGAAAGCCGACACCUAUCUGGUAACCUUUCCACAGAAGCUAAACGCCAGUGGUGGCGGUCUGGCGAAAUUGGGUUACGAUGACCCGCGGCCGGAGCGGAAAUGGACCGGAGCCUGGGCAUCGAUAGCCGCCGGCCGUGUCAACGACUACUUAUCCGGUUGGAUGAAGGAUCCUUACUGGACACUGGAACAUGAAUUGCAGCACAAUCAUGGAUGGAGUGAUCGGGAGUUCCAAAUGCAGGCCACGCAGUAUUUCAUACAGGAGCUGGCUACGGAAGCGUACGCCUCCUGCUUACUGCGAUGGUUCAAAGCGCCGUUGGAACGCUACGAAGACACAGCCCUCCUCAGUGCUUUCCAGAAUCCCGUGGACGGACUAGUUUAUGUGGUCUCGGCCUACACCUACCGGACGAUAGAUCUGAGCGGGUUUAUCACGGAUGCCGGUCGGCAAAGCUCAUUCGAUGGUAAUCCACUUGGAGGAGACAGCUGUACUGUUCCGGGUGUGGACUGUUAUCGUCUGAAGAUUCCCAAGUGCAAGAAUUUGACAGCCUACAGCGGCACCAAGAGUACAACUCUGUCCGGGAGAACAUGUCAACAGUGGGAUGUUAACACUCCCCAGUACAGCUACAACCACCAAUUGGGCAGUAAUAAUUACUGCCGCAAUCCUGAUAAGGAUGAUGGACCGUGGUGCUACACAAUGGAUAAAAGUGUCCGAUGGGAGUACUGCUUCAAAGACUGUGGAUAUGCGACUACGGAUCCAGAUGAUCCUGGUUACUGCGUGAAGAAAGACAAGAGUUGUACAUAUAAAAACAUGCCCUUGUGCAAGGACCGCAUACCUGGAUGGGCAAUUGAUCUUCCAGACUGCGAUGAUCACGGUGCAUGCUUUAAUGAAGUUGAUGGAUGCCUUCGCGACCAGAGCCAGGGCUGUAAGCUGGAGAUCUUCAAUUAUAAAGGACCGAGAUUUACGAGUGCUGAAGGCAUGCCAUGUGCUGGAAGCCCAUCCAGCGAUCCAUCGAUUCGCUGUUGGGGAGAUCACGGACCGACGUAUUACAACACCACACCUUACUGUUAUGUCAACCCGGCCACUCAAGAUGAGAGAGACUUAUGUUUCAAAAUAUGUGAGUCAGAGAUAUUAAAGACGUUGCGAGCCAAGCCGCGUGCGUACAUCCAGAGCAAAUGGUCCAUUCCGGAACCGGUGAAAUUCGCGUUCGUUGUCAAUAGCAAUCAGUUAGCGUUUGUUCCAUACCGAUACGGUGCAGAUGUCUACGAUGAGAAAAUCCGCUUGUACGAUUUGAAAACGGGGUCAUGGCUGGGAGACAAAACAGUGAGCGGCCUUUUCGAAGCGCUGGGCAACAAAUAUUAUAACCCCCAAUUUCUGCAAGGAUACGGUGUUUUCGUGGGAUCCCAGUACUGCCGACUGGAUGACGUCACGGUGAAGGCGGUUGACUGCGAAAACGUGUACACCAGCACGAAGUGGGCGGAUCUGCGACGCUUCUCCAGCGGACCCGGCGAUUUCGACCUGGUCUUCCGGGCGGACAGUUUAGCCUUCUUCUUCAAAGGCGCCGAAUAUCUCGUGUACGAUUUGCAAACAGGAAAGGCGCUGCCCUUCUAUCCGCGUCCAACCAAGGAAUUCCUUUAUAAAGUCGGCAUUCUCGGCACAUCGUUUGCUGCACUAGUGUAGCGUGCUUCUCUCAUAAAAGAAACAUUUGUUCAGUAAUCGAAAAGGUUCGUUUGCUUUCUUUGUGGUUUAUUGUUAAUUGCAUUGCUGCAAAGGUUUAUCAGGAUUUAAGUACUGUACGUUGACUUCCAGUCUUCCAGACAGAAAACUCAAAAUUUACUAGAAUUAUGAGCAAGACGGGUAGUUCAUUCUUUAAGUUUAUUGUAAUCCCAUGAUCACGAUUCUGAACGUCACAGCAAAAAAAGAGGGAA
Messenger RNA from Paramacrobiotus metropolitanus, 3680 nucleotides. RefSeq lists its product as uncharacterized. Bases 1693 to 3432 code for a protein of 579 amino acids. The transcript is spliced from 13 exons. The record is from RefSeq and is a predicted model, not a curated record. Gene Ontology annotation, molecular function: signaling receptor binding; endopeptidase activity. Lineage: Eukaryota; Metazoa; Tardigrada; Eutardigrada; Parachela; Macrobiotidae.